Molecule: messenger RNA, 3928 nt
Organism: Girardinichthys multiradiatus
Lineage: Eukaryota; Metazoa; Chordata; Actinopteri; Cyprinodontiformes; Goodeidae
Product: cyclin-F-like
Exons: 17
Coding region: 285-2621 (778 amino acids)
Biological process (GO): regulation of cyclin-dependent protein serine/threonine kinase activity; mitotic cell cycle phase transition
Cellular component (GO): centrosome; cytoplasm; cyclin-dependent protein kinase holoenzyme complex
Molecular function (GO): cyclin-dependent protein serine/threonine kinase regulator activity; protein binding
Source: RefSeq, a predicted model, not a curated record
UCAAACUGAACGCAGAGUUUAAACCGUGCGCGCGGGCGGUCCUAGGGAGCUUUAGGGGUGGGUCCAAACGAAGACGCGUGCUUGAAUUUGAAUUCAGGAAAGCUGCUAGUAGCUUGUUUAGAUAUUCGUCAGCUACAGCAGCCCAACAUUAGCUGUUUCGCGUUAUAAGCAAUAAGAUACGCAAAAAUAAUAUCUUUACCACGUCACGUAACGUGUGAAUAAUAUUAGAUUGCUGCUUAGUUUUGCAUUCACAUCCUGCCUGGGGCGAGAUCGGUCUUCUUGCAAUGAAAGCGGGCGUCGUCCACUGCCGUUGUUCGAAAUGCUACUCAAUUCCUGCUCGGAAGCGGGUCCGGAAGCGAUCUUCAACCCUAACUCUGCUAUCGUUACCUGAGGAAAUUCUUCUCUAUGUUCUCCGGUGUCUGUCUGCGGAGGACCUCCUGUCUGUCAGAGCGGUACAUUCACAGCUCCGGGACAUUGUUGACGGCCACAACAGUGUGUGGGCCAGAGUCAGUUUCAGGGACACAUGGCCAUCGCCUAAUGUUUUAUGGCUGUUUGAAAGGGCUGCUGAGAAAGGGAACUUUGAAGCUGCUGUGAAACUUGGGAUUGCCUAUUUGUACAAUGAAGGACCUUUGUUGAGCGAUGAAGGGCGAGCAGAUGUAUGCGGUCGAAAAGCCUCCCACUUCUUCAGCUUGGCGGAGAGCCUGCUCUCUCCCAAAGCGGAUCCCUUCACUUGGGUUUUCAUCCGUCCUCCGUGGUCGCCCACUGGCAGCUGCUGCAAGGCCGUAGUGUUCGAUCACCUAAAGGCUGAGUGCGAAAGCAAUAUGGAGAAGAGGGGCCCUUUGUUGCACUGUUUGGCCAGAGUUUUGCUCCUGUUUGAAGAGGAAGAAAAGCGAUCAGAUGCUGUAGCCAUGCUGGAGGAGUCAUCGCAGGCCGGCUGCUUGCAGAGUUCAUACUUGUUGUGGGAGCACAGCCGUAAAGCAGCCAUGUCGGAUCCAGGAAGGUAUCUUCAGUGUGUGAGAACCCUCAGGGACUAUGCUGGAAAAGGAUGCUGGGAAGCACAGCUGUCUCUGGCUAAAGUGUGCAGCAUUGGGAAUCCGCUGGGUUUGGAGUCCAAGGCCUGCUCAGAGAUAGUGGCCCAGAUUUUCAACUCGGUACAUCAACACAGCACUCAGGGUAUGCUCAGACGAGGCGUUAAGGACACCAUGAGGUACAUCCUGGUGGACUGGCUCGUGGAGGUGACCACCAUGAAGGACUUCUCCAGCCAGACCCUGCAUGUGACAGUGGGUUGCGUGGACCGAUACCUGGCUCUGCGUUCUGUGCCAAAGGCCCGCCUUCAGCUGUUAGGAAUUGCUUGCAUGGUGGUUUGUACACGAUAUGUAAGCAAAGAAAUCCUGACCAUACGCGAGGCCGUUUGGCUGACGGACAACACCUACAAAUAUGAAGACCUGGUGCGAAUGAUGGGGGAGGUUGUGUCUGUGCUGGAAGGAAAAAUAAGGAGCCCCACGCUGCUGGACUACAGGGAGGUGCUGCUGUUUCUGCUCCCCCUGGAGAGGCGGUCCACUAAUCUGUUCAGCUAUAUCUGUGAGCUGUCGCUGCUCUACUCUGCUCUCGCCACUACACCUCCUGCCAAACUGGCCUGCACUGCACUGCUCCUCACAAGGGCGCUGCAUCACUAUGGUCCUGUCUGGCCCACUCUGUUGAGGGACUACACAGGAUUUACUGAGGAGGACCUUGUUCCUCUCUCUGUGCUGCUCUAUGUCAAAUGUUUCAGUCAAGAUGUGCCCAAAGACUACAGGCACGUGUCUCUGACUGGAGUCAAGCAGCGCUUUGAAGACGAGGCUUUUCAGGAGAUCAGCAAAGAAAAGGUGAUGAACUUUAAAGAGCUCUGUCAGAUCUUGGAGAUUUCUGAAGCUGAGCCUCAGAUGGAGCCUCCUAGUCCAACAAGUGGUCAACCAGCAGACAUCCAUACCUUCCUGGCUUCUCCAUCAAGUACUAGCAAGAGGAGACGCGAUGACUGCACACAGGACCACCGGAGCGGCCUCGUGGCCACGCCCACGGCAGAGCUGUCCAAUCAGGAGGAGAUGCUGCUGGGAGACAUCCUUGACUGGAGUCUGGACUCUUCCUGCUCCGGUUACGAGGGGGACCGCGAGGAAGACAGCGAGGCUGAGAAAGAUGGGGAUUUUUCCAUGAUCUCUAUCAAGCUGCACCCGCUGGCUGAUGGAGAUGAUAAACUGGAGUGCUGCCGAGCUCUCUCCAGCGACGACAACAGUUUCUGUGAAGCAGACAGUGAUGGGAGCAAAGAUUGCCCAGACCAAGAACCAUCUGCCUCGUCCGCAGAUCAUCACAGCUCAGGAUACUCAUCUGUCCAGAGCAUAAGCCCCUCUUCUACGUGCUCCUCGUCCUCCAUAGUGACCCGCACGUUCAGGACCUUUACUGCCUCUCUUGGCGCAGCCUCUGCCAAAGCCCAGACGGGUUUCCACCUCUUGGUGCCCAUGCAGAGGCCCCGGGGCACCUCCACCAGACAGUUGAAGAGGAAGAAUGUAGCGGCUCACAGUGGCGGUGAGGUGGAAAGGGAAGACGGAGAUGUUCAUUCGGCAAGAGCAGGGUUCAUGAGCCUGUGAGUCUUAACAACCACCUGCUGUUCACAGACCACUCGCUCGGUUUCUAACCUUCAGCACUUUUAAAUCGUCAUCAUUGUUCAACCAUCCUGUGAGUCUGAGCUGUUCAUUCAACUGCUAGAAGUUCAAAGACUUUUAAGAGUUUAAAGAAUAGGCAAGAAUGUGAACUGCUUAGAAGCUUUCAUUUUCUAUCACAUUACAUUUCAGUUAGACGUUUACAAACACAGAAGUAGAAAUACCUCCCAGGAACCACAGUCUGCUCUAAAACCACUGGAAUAUGGCUCGGCCUUCCUCAGGAGCCCGACGUACUGGCGGUCAUGUGUGCAACAACCUAUCUCAGAUAUCAUUUGAAAAGAAACUAAAUCUCAGUGAUUUAUUAUUUUCAGGGGGUUAAAUGUGUUUGUUAUUAAAAACAACUCAGCUGUCUUGUUUAUGUGGUUGUUUUUGGUUGCCAUCACCUCUGUUAUGCACUGUCUGUACUGUAUUUGAUUACAUUAAAUGUAACUACUGGUAUCUUACUGAAUAUAUCUGCAUCCAAAGCCUAUAAGAGUUUUUGAACAAUUUUCUUCCUCAGUUUUGUUGUCCUGCAGCUUUUCCAAAGGUACUGUGUUGUAGUUUGUGGUCAAAAUAACAGCUGUGAAAUCAGUUAAUAUGUAGCCUUAAAUAGCUUCAGUUCUGUUCUGUGCUGUUGAUUAAUUAUUUUGUUUACCUGUGGCACACUAAUCCAAUUAGGAGCUCCAUACAGAACUCAUCUUAUUCACUAAUGUGCUCCUGAUGAUGAAGCAAAAAAAAAAUAAAUCAAGUCUCUUGCUGGAUUUUCACAUUUUCAGAGAGCAAAGUGACGUUUCCUCCAAACUGAAUUAAGUUUAGCAAUUUUAUCAUCGCUUAUGUGCAUAGGAAUGUACCAUUUUCCUGAUAUUGUUUUUCCCUUUCAACAGUCGGUAUUGAAGAAUAUCUUGAUGGAUGUGUUUCUUUAUUUAACACAACACACUAGAGGAAACCUUACAGGGUUUUUGCGCCUCAUGCAGGAUACAGAAGACAUGUUGUCUACAUGACUGUGACUGACUGAAAAUACAUUUUUAACUGUUACUCCAGACUGGUUGUAUUUUUUUUUUUUGUAAUGUACAUAUUGUUAUAUGUAUAAAUGGAAGAAGACAAAGACCUACUACCUACCACUACUACUUGAAAUGGUAUUUGCCUAAUUCCCAAAAGCUUUUUUUUAAAUCGUUUUUCUACAGUUCAGUGUUUUCUGUGAAUUCAAUAUGUAAUUUUUUUUACUGAGUUUGAAAUAAAAACAAGUUAUUAUUCUU